This is a messenger RNA of Drosophila novamexicana, 1769 nucleotides long. Its product is annotated as putative serine protease F56F10.1. Bases 152 to 1687 code for a protein of 511 amino acids. Lineage: Eukaryota; Metazoa; Arthropoda; Insecta; Diptera; Drosophilidae. The record is from RefSeq and is a predicted model, not a curated record. Gene Ontology annotation, biological process: proteolysis. The transcript has 4 exons. Gene Ontology annotation, molecular function: serine-type exopeptidase activity; dipeptidyl-peptidase activity.
AUAAAUAGAACUAUAUAAGUUGCAGUCUUGCUCCGUUUUCACAGUUAGUCGGACAAACGCCUCUUGUGCUAAUCAAAUAAAAACCAACUUGACCCGCAACAAACAAUAAAAACAAAAGCCACGGAACGCACGAUUGUGAUUAAGCUGCAAAAUGCUGCGAAUUCCGAACAAUCCCGAAGGUUAUUGCCUGCUGCUGCUGCUGACUUGCCUAAUUGCGCAGUCGAGCAGCUUGGGCAGCUUUCGACUGGGUCGCCAUGUGAAUGGAUUUCUGGGUGGACCGAGUAAAAUUGCCACCCUGCAGCAAUCGAUGGAUGUGGAGGAUUUGUGGUUCGAGCAGCGUUUGGACCACCUCCAGCCGGACGACACGCGCACCUGGCAACAGCGCUACUUUGUGAACGAUGCAUUUUACAGAAAUGACAGUCAUGCUCCGGUGUUUCUGAUGAUUGGCGGCGAGGGGGAGGCCACCAAGAAGUGGAUGCAUGAAGGCGCCUGGGUGCGCUAUGCCGAACACUUUGGUGCGCUCUGCAUUCAGCUGGAGCAUCGUUUCUAUGGCAAGAGUCAUCCGACCAGCGAUUUGUCCACCAGCAACCUGGCCUAUCUCAGCUCGGAGCAGGCUUUGGCCGACUUGGCCAACUUUGUUACGACCAUGAAGACCAAAUACAAUAUGGAUGCAAGCCAGAAGUGGAUUGCAUUUGGCGGCUCCUAUCCAGGCAGCUUGGCCGCCUGGGCGCGCGAGAAGUAUCCGCAUUUAAUUGACGGCUCCAUCAGCUCGAGUGGUCCGCUGCUGGCCCAGGUUGAUUUUAGCCAGUACUUCGAGGUGGUUAAGUCGUCGCUGGCCAGCUACAAGCCGGAAUGCGUGGAGGCUGUGACGCGCGGCAUUGCUCAGGUGGAGAUACUGCUAAAGCACAUGAUUGGACAACGUAAUCUCGACGAGAAAUUCAAAACGUGCACGCCCCUCAAAGACUCGAUUGAAAAUCAAUUGGACAUCUCAAAUCUAUUUGAAAAUAUUGCUGGCAACUUUGCUGGCGUGGUGCAGUACAACAAGGACAACAGUCCACAUGCCAACAUAACCAUCGAUGAGAUCUGCGAUGUUAUGCUGAACACCACAAUGGGUCCGCCUGUGACACGUUUGGCUGCGGUUAACGACAUGCUGCUGAAGCAGUCCGAGUCGAAGUGCCUGGACUACAAGUACGACAAAAUGAUAGCCGAUAUGAAGAACGUUUCGUGGGACUCGAUGGCAGCGAAGGGCAUGCGCCAAUGGACCUACCAAACCUGCACUGAGUUUGGCUUCUAUCAGACGUCGGAAAAUAAAUCGGACACAUUCGGCGAUCGCUUUGGCGUUGACUUUUUCAUACGUCAGUGCAUGGACAUAUUCUCGGAGCGCAUGGACGGCAAAUUCCUGGAGCAGGCUGUGGCCCAGACGAACAAGUACUAUGGCGCACUCAAGCCGGCGACCACCCAGGUGCUGUACGUGCACGGCUCGAUUGAUCCAUGGCACGCACUGGGCUUGUAUGUCUCGCCCAAUGCCAACACGCCCACCAUUUACAUAGAAGGCACCGCACACUGCGCCAACAUGUACGAGCCGGUCAAUAGCGAUCCCCCACAGCUGAAGGCGGCGCGCAAUAAGAUACUCAAGUAUCUGGCCAAAUUGCUGGACGGCUAUGCCAGCUUUGCAAGCUUCACCUGAAUUUGAAGCAACCAAAAAUGAAAUGUGCAACCUAAGCUAUAAUAAUGUAUACAAAUACACAUUGGAGCGUCUGCAAAUAUGA